GGUGUCACUUGACGUUUCGGAUUUUAAGCACGAAACCCCUCUGUUGGUUUCACCACAAGUAUUAUGCUCUUGCUUUACGUUCAUUUAGCCUAGGCUUAUUUUAUGAAAUUCGUUGAUAUUUUGUCAAAAUAUAAUCGUAUUGAAAUGUAUGUUACAUUCGAAAUGCGAUAGGCCUAUAUGUUAGUGACAGAUGAUACCAAAUGGUAUGUUCAGACAGAAGACGGCGAAGAAUAUCCUACCAUCAUACUGCUUGAUAUCGACCUCGUUUUAUUUAUCAUAUUCUAUUCAAGGUUCUGUAUUCUGAUGUCGACAACAUGAGAAAGGCAUUCAUAAAACACGUCAAAAGGUUUCCGUGGCUAACCAACGUAACCCUUUACGGUUGCCUGUUUGCCGGCGGGGAUUUCGUUCACCAGUUGUUCUCGCGCAAUGAAAAAACGGACUGGAGGCAUACACGCAAUGUGGCAGUGGUCGCUUUCAGUUUCCAUGGCAACUUUAACUUCUUCUGGAUGCGUUUUUUGGAGCGCAGAUUUCCCGGGAAUUCGGUCAGGAUGGUUGUGCGUAAACUUUUCUUGGACCAGACCACAGCUGCUCCUCUGGCCACUAGUGUAUUCUACACAGGGGUGAGUUUCUUGGAGGGCAAAGAGGACAUUUUCCAGGACUGGAGGGAGAAGUUCCUGAAUACAUAUAAGACUGGACUCAUGUUCUGGCCAUUCAUGCAGUUCCUGAACUUUUCCAUGGUGCCUCUGUACAUGCGGACCACCUUCACAGGGUGCUGUGCCUUCGUCUGGGCCACCUUCCUGUGUUUCUCACGUCAGAGUGGGGACGGCACGGCUAACGCCGCCAUCGCAUGGAUGUUUACUCCAAAACAGGAUAGGACGACAGAGCCUGAAGCGGAGAAUCUCGGGCCCAAAGUGGAACAAACAGGGCCAAAAGUGGACCAAACAGGGCCCAAACUAGACACAGAAGGACCCAAACCGGAGAACCCAAGCCCCAAAGAGGAGACAACAAACACCCACUGUUAAGCAGGACGACCAAGCACGAACAAAGGAGGUGGAGGCUAGUUUGAACAAGGGCGCACAAACUGACACAACACCCAGCCAGGAGAAGGGACCACAGACAACCACGGACUCAAAAAUGAAUCUCUGGUAGAUUCUAGUUCUAUAGAACCUUCAGAUAAGAAUACUGUCUAUGUAUGAAUCUUAUAUCUCAAAAUGUUGUCAUCUUGAAACGUUCAAUUCCAAUGUGCUAUGCUACUGCACAAGAUGUCGGCAGGGUGUAACGUAUUGCUAUACAAAGGGACUUUGUAUUUAUUGAAUUUGUUGUUGAUAACAAUUGGGAUCCAGCAUUCUUAAACAAACCAUACUUGUACAUAGAAGUGCUUGUACUACUGCACCUAUCUUCCCCUUUCUCCAUCUCUCUCUCUGUAUCUCUCUCUCUGUAUCUCUCUCUCUCUCGCCCCCUCUUGACAGACAACUUGUAAAAAUCAGUGUGUUGUACAAUGUAGGCUAUUUUAAAUGUUCUGCUCUUAUCUCUGAAGUCUGAAGGAAUGAUUGUGCAUUUCUAAUUGGCAUUGAGUUAUAGUGAUACACGAAUCUGGUUAUUUAUUUGUUUGCAAUAUUUCCUAUCUCCUGUCAAACAUCACAUAUUUCUCAUCUCUAGUAGUAGAUAUAUAUGCUCGAUAUAGAUUUUUGCUUGAUAUUAUUAUCCGUAAAAAAAUGUUUGAAAAGAUUAUCCAUUGCACGUCCUGAAUGAACAUAACUCUGAAGUGGCUCCUACGCAGAUGAUAUUCACAUCACAGAUCUGCUUCCCCAAGCAGACAUCUGUGUCCACCAUCCUCCUCCGACUUCUUCUGUCAAGGCUCUCAUUAUGCUGACCAGUUGAUUGAUAAACAGAUGUUCAGGGUAUUGAUUAGGCAGCUUGUUUUAAUGCAAUUAGUGUGAUUACACUGGGUUAAUUAGAAUGUGUCUGGCUUGGCUCUGCUGGUGAUGACAGUGAAGCUACGUUGAUAGGGAAGCCUGGUAUUUCUUGUACUGUAUGUCUGAAUAACUGGGAUUACAGUAGAUAUUGUGUGGAGAACGCUGAAACUACUGCUGUUGUCAUGAUAUAUAUUAUAUUUCCUAUCAUGUCUGUACACGAUCCAACUAGUACAUAAUGUUUAGCAGGGCAUUAUGUAUCUGUGGGAUCAAUCUAAAAACAUAUCUGUAUUUCUACUAGUACACAACUGUUAUACAUUGUAAUAUGAUUAAUAUGAUAUUUUACUAAAUAUUUUGAAUGUACGUCUAUUGGUGCACAUCAAUCCAAGUCUAUUGUGAGACUAAUCUGGCCUCAGAUUUAAUAUAUUUAUUAUUGUAAAUUAAAAUAAAAACUUCAUCAAUGUC
Molecule: messenger RNA, 2378 nt
Organism: Oncorhynchus keta (chum salmon)
Lineage: Eukaryota; Metazoa; Chordata; Actinopteri; Salmoniformes; Salmonidae
Product: mpv17-like protein
Exons: 4
Coding region: 315-1022 (235 amino acids)
Cellular component (GO): cytoplasm; membrane
Source: RefSeq, a predicted model, not a curated record